AUGGAAAAUCAGGACGUGGAAAGAGAAGAAGGUGAUGAUGGUGUUAAUGGAGGAGACGGAGGUGCUGUUGGUGGCAGAUAUGAAAAUAGCGGCUGGUUUGGUGGUGGAGAAGCUACUGUUGACGACAUAAUUGUCACUGGAUCCAAUCCUUCUCUUAUAGACAAGUUGAUUACUGAUUUGGAGGAUGUUUUUGCAGUCAAGGACAUGGGAAAACUUUCUUACUUUCUAGGUGUGGAAGUUAUCAGCCAAGGUCGCAAUAUGUUCCUCACUCAACGUAAACAUGUAGCAGACUUACUGCGCAAAACUAAACUAGACGGAAUCAAGCAUGUUUGCACUCUACUAGCAGCUCAGGCAAGGCUACAAAAGCAGGGCAGUGUAAAGUUUGAAGAUCCAACCUUAUAUCGCAGUGUGGUUGGGGUGUUGCAUUACUUGCAUUUAACAAGACCAGAUAUUUCGGUUGUUGUAAAUAAAGCCUGCCAGUUUAUGCAUGAUCCUUAUGUUGAACAUUGA
Molecule: messenger RNA, 510 nt
Organism: Papaver somniferum (opium poppy)
Lineage: Eukaryota; Viridiplantae; Streptophyta; Magnoliopsida; Ranunculales; Papaveraceae
Exons: 2
Coding region: 1-510 (169 amino acids)
Source: RefSeq, a predicted model, not a curated record